This is a messenger RNA of Oncorhynchus gorbuscha (pink salmon), 4563 nucleotides long. RefSeq names its product pre-B-cell leukemia transcription factor-interacting protein 1-like. The record is from RefSeq and is a predicted model, not a curated record. Bases 299 to 2671 code for a protein of 790 amino acids. NCBI's taxonomy places the organism in Eukaryota, Metazoa, Chordata, Actinopteri, Salmoniformes, Salmonidae. The transcript is spliced from 10 exons.
UUACCUGACACCAAUUUCACCUGCGCGCGUCAAUCAAGCCAUUUUCAUUACACAACACAUCACUUUGGUUGGUUGUUCUUUUUAAGGGAGGUAACGCAAACGGCCAUAUUGACAUCCCAUUGGAAAACACUGUGUAGCAUCGGAGUGACGCAGCUUGGAAUUCCCAAAUAUCCGAUUAUGACGACCGGAAUGCUGCCUGUAAAAUAAAAUUACGAAGACUAUCGGAGCUAAAACGGUGAAAUUGAAGUGAAGUAAGCGGGAAUACGUUGUAUUUUCUGUGCUGAGCCUCAAGGGGGCGAUGUCUGACAACAGCAGCAGCACAGGUAGCAGCCGCAGCGGAUCCUUGACCACCAGUUGGACCAUGCUGUCCCCAGAGGAAGCUGCUGAAAUUGUUGAUCCUGUGGAUGGUGGGACUGAGUGUCUUUGUGAUGUCCCUAGUCUGUCAGAGGAAGUCACAGGGGCCACUGAAGAGUCUAAGCCGAGUGACCAGGAGACUCCAAUAGAAACAGUGUUGUCAGAGGAGGGCCAACAGGAAAUGGCUCCUGAUACCUGUGAGGGCCCUGUCCCCUCCAGACCUACCCUGUUAAGCCCAUCCCCGACUAGUGGUGUGCCCCUUGACCAUGACCUGGACAGUCAACCUGAACCCCCCAUCAUCCAUUCUAUGGUAACCAGCUCCCCCACUGACAAUGAGCAACUCGCUGCCAUGCCCUUUGUCACUCAUUUCGACCUGGUUGUACCAUUGGAUGCAUCCUUCACAAAACCACCCCCCUCAGAGGUUGAGCCUGAGUUAAGCCCUGUCCCUGAGAGCUCUCCUCUUGAUACCCACACUGAUGCAGGCCCUGUACCUGAGAGUAUUGCCCUAGAGACUAGUGCCCCUAGUGCUAAACACGACCUAAGCAUUCACACAGAGACUCCCACCCCAACGGGCCCCCCAUCUGACACUGUCACUGAUAUUGGUCAUGCCUCAGAAAGCCCAGCCCCUGAUAGUCCUCCUCCAGAUACCAUUGGUUCAGAGAGUGCAGCACAAGAGCCAUCACUGGAAACGGGGGAGACAGAAUUACCUGAAAAAGUGACCGAUAUACCAAAGGAAAAAGAAUCUCCCAGUAGCUUUAAGUUUGGAAGAGCUGACACGAGUGCUGAGGAAGGAAAUGGUCUGAGGCGGAGAAAUGUGGCACCAACAAUGACAUCGGAGGAAGAUGAUGAUGAUGAGGAAGUGGAAUUCAAACUGGCAGAGGGGAAAGGGGGGAAGAAGGGCUUCUCUAUGAACACCUGCAUUGUGGCAGCCCUGGUCCUGCUCUGUCUAGGGUCCCUCUUCCUCUCCGAUGACUCGGAUGAGCUGAGUGGGGCAGAACAAAACCAGGACUGGCUAAACGAUCCUCAGAAGAUGAAGGAGCUUUUGGACAAACUGACACAAGAAAAUCAUCAAAUCUCCCAGUUAGAAACACAGCUCCAGGCCCAUAAAGAAGAACUUGACUCUGCACUAAAUGCAGGAUCAGCAACGGGUAAUGAAAACAGAAAAGGCGAUCUGGAGCAAGAAAAUACUAUGAAAGAAGAGCUGUCAUCCCUGCCUGGCCUGAAGGAGGAGCUGGAGUCGCUGAGGGCCAGAGUGACCGAACUGUCCCAACUCACUGCAGCCAACCAGGAUACAGCCCCACUGCCCUCAAGCCCAACUCCACCACCUACUGGCCAACUUGGAAUUAACAACCAGAGUAGCACCACAGUAGUGCCCGAAAGGAGGAGUGACCUGAGAGAGGGUGCCAGGGUGAAGGAAGAGCUUCAGAGGCAGAAGGUGCUGUUGGAGGAAAGCAGGAAGAGACUGGAGGGGAGGAAGAAGGAUGAAGGAUACCAGAAGAGGGUAAGGGAGAGCCUGGCUGAUAUCCAGAGGAGGCUCAGUGAGCAGGUGGAGAAGAUGGGGAGGAGUGAGGGCAAGAAAAAGCCAUGGGAAAGCAGGAACAAGGAUGGGAAAAAAGGCAAGGACCACAGCAAAGGCCACUGGAAAAAGGAAGAGAAGGAGUGGAAGGGAGAGAAGUACUGGAAACACUGCAUGGAGGGCAGAUGGAAGGAGAAAGAUGAGAGGGACUGGAAGACUAACAAAGAGAACUCUCAUAAAGAGGCCUGCAAGAAAUCCCAGGAUAAAUGGGAGAGGGAGAAGAACGAGCGCAGGCUGGACAGGGAUAAAAGAAAGCAGGAGAGGCUCUGGCAGUCCAGGAAAGACUACAAGAAAGAGUCCAAUCACCAUCAACAAGACUCCAACUAUCAGGAGCAACAUCAGCCCCACCAAUAUGAACACACCAGCUUCUGGAAGCACCAGGAAGAGAAACUUGGACGCAAAGUUCGCCCCCUGGCGGGCUGCAGCAGUGUUGAGGACUGCGCUAGCCAGGAAGGGCUCGUUCCCGUGGAACUGUCUGAAUUUGAGGAGUUGUUAGAUGGCUACCUGAGCAAGCUGGAGGGGGCUAUGUCGGACAGCAAGGCCGAGAUCCAGAAGCUGGCCGCCAUGUUUUUCCGAGACGGUGUGUUCGUUCAUGACAAAGUUCUCUUCAGUGACUUUGUUGAAGAUGUGGCGGACAUUUUAGAGGACAUGGUGGACAUUUUGGAGGAUGAUGACUCCCUGGAGGAGGCGAUGGAGGAGUUUGAGCGAGAAGCUUUGUGGAAGUUUGCAGCCACUACAUAGAUAUAAAUAAACCAGAAGAAGAUGCAACAUCAAGAUACAGCACUGCUAUUCCAUGGUGGUAUACAGCAGGUGUUUUAAAGCUUCCGAAACAAGGAGUGAUCUUGCAUUUCGUAAACAUGUCCCUAUCUCUGCAUCUAUAAUUAACUGAAAUCGUUCUUCUUUUGGGACUCGUCGUUACCUCCUUAUGUCAGUUCAUGUCAUGUUUUCAAUUCCAAGCCCUACAUGUUGACAGUUGUGUGGAGUUGAUUUGCAUAAAGUGUUUGGCACUUGUAAUGUCACAGUUCAAGAUUAGAACAGGAUAAGAUUCACAGCAAUGUGAACUCGAUGUUCCCACAACAACCGAUUGCCAAUCAGUCUCUCAUCUUGUUGUCAUCGUCAGGAUCAGAUCUAGUUGAACCGGUUCUGUAUCAGCUCUGAUAGCUUCUGUUGUAUCAGCUCUAUACAGAGCUGUGUAGGCGCUAGGCCCUUAGUGGUUGGUUUCUGUUUUUUGCUAAUUGUCUUACCAUUUGAGUAUAAUGGUCGGUAAAAGCAGAACAUUCUGGAACAUUUUAAUGAAAGCAGAAGGUGCCCUGCCAAGCCAGGACGGGGGCCCAGCUCUGCUGCCUCAAUCGCUUUGGCACAAGCAGGAGUUCUUACUACUUAUUCACACUGAGCUCAUGUGGUGUCCUAACGUGGCAGGAAUCAAUUCUAAUAUAGCUCGGUGUACUAUGCUGAGUUAGACAUUGAUAAAGGAGUGCAAAACCACAUUGGCAAUUUGACACAUCUGAACUAUUGUUUUUGACACAUUUUGAUCAGUCAAUGGUAUUUUCAAUAAGCACUCUUCUUGGUUGCAUUUUCCUUUUUAGCGUUAUUUUGAUUACGGUGAUAUAACCUGGAAAAUAUGUCCAUGAGAUCGGUUUAACUGAUGUUUUUUCACGUAAUGCCAUUUACCUUGAGUUCAUGCAAGAUUUCAGUCAAACUAAGUACAAGGUUAUGACAUUAGUACAUAUUAAAAGAAAUGGAUGGUACUUUACAAGAGUUGAACCUGUAAACAUUUCUAGAUGACUGUUUUUAUUUUUAUCUGUUGUCACACUCACUGUAUCAAUUACAUUAGGCUUUCAGGUUUUAAUAGCUUUUUUUUUUAAGUACGAUAAGACUCGUCCCUAAUUUAACAUUUACAUUUUACAUUUAAGUCAUUUAGCAGACGCUCUUAUCCUUCAUUUUAACAUCAAACCAACACUAGCUGUUCAAAUGUCAUGUCCUUUAAAGUAUAUAAUGUGAAAGAAAUUGCUUAAGUUUUAUUUUGAAGAUUUUGUUUCUUCCAACGAUGUGCCUUUAUUUAUUUAUAAGUCAAUUUUCACACUUGGAUUGACAGUGUUUGACAGACAACUAAAUUGGUUUGCUUCUGUAAGCUGAAGAAUUCAAACUAUUUGUUAACUUGAUUGGUUAUGGUCUGGUUAUUUUUUUUGGUCUUUUGUGAAGAGAAAAAAUGUAGGUUACUCCUUUUUGUGAAUUUAAUAAGAUAUAGUAAGUAAUAUUUGAAUGUUUUUGGUUGAAUUUAAAACCUGUAAAUGUAAAUUCAUUGUUCAAGCUUUUUGACCAACGAAGUGUAGCGAUGAUGUGGAUAAAUACUUAAAAUAAUAAGCAACUUGAGCAGUUAUAAACAAACUGCAUAAAAUGAGGAUUUCUUCUUCUUUUUUAACUCUCCAAAAUGCACAUGAUUACAUGUGUAACAAUGUUAUUUUACAAUGGACAUAUCCUUUAGAUAACUUAGGAGUCAGGGCAGUCCCAGUUUAGCAUUUAAUAAAAUUGAGUUAAGUUGAAUGUGUAGUCUAGUCUCAGCAGCCGUCUCUUAGUGGGUUUGUGUUGGACUUUUAAAUUAAGAUUACAAUAAAAAUCUUCAUCUUGAAAGA